Messenger RNA from Trichomycterus rosablanca, 1329 nucleotides. RefSeq names its product ephrin-B2b (gene efnb2b). The record is from RefSeq and is a predicted model, not a curated record. The coding region runs from base 206 to 1156 and encodes 316 amino acids. Gene Ontology annotation, molecular function: ephrin receptor binding. Lineage: Eukaryota; Metazoa; Chordata; Actinopteri; Siluriformes; Trichomycteridae. Gene Ontology annotation, biological process: ephrin receptor signaling pathway; axon guidance; blood vessel morphogenesis. The transcript has 5 exons. Gene Ontology annotation, cellular component: plasma membrane.
ACAGUUGGAAUAUCUGCAGCUCGCGACGAUUCAAAUAAUUUUGAAUUAUAACCGUCAUAACGGUCAGUUUAAUAACCGGAAUGUUCCAGAAUUAAUAAUAAUAAUAAUAAUCAGGGUCUGAUUCACACAGCCGGAGAUUAACGAGUUUAUCGACCUGGUCAAGUUUUUAAUCCCGAGUUUGAUUAGUAAUCCGAUUUCCAGCGUCAUGGAUCUGAUGUGGAGGUUUCAGCUCUUACUUUUUGUCACCGUGUGCAGACUGAGAUUCUCCGUGUCAACACUUCUAGAAUCCAUUUACUGGAACACAUCAAACACAAAGUUCGUCCCUGGUAAAGGCCUGACCCUCUACCCUCAGAUCGGGGACAAAGUGGACAUCGUUUGUCCCCGCCUGAGGCCCGACCAGGGCGCCCAGACUCGCAUCGAGUACUUCCGCGUCUACCUGGUGACCGCGGAGCAGCUGGAGAGCUGCAGCGUAUCGAAGAAAAACGUGGUGCUGCUAAACUGCGACAAGCCCGACCAGGACGUCAAGUUCACCCUGAAGUUCCAGGAGUUCAGUCCAAACCUGUGGGGACUGGAGUUUCUCAAGGGCGAAGACUACCACAUCGUCUCCACAUCAAACAGCACUUUAGAGGGUCUGGACAAUCUGGAGGGAGGUGUGUGCAAGACCAAAUCCAUGAAGCUCGUCCUCCGUGUCGGACAAAAGCCUGAUGAUACAAAAGAACACUCUCCUAAAUACUCAGACAACGAGCACCAAAGCACCUCCAGCAGAGAGAACGAUGUCAGCAAAGUCGAAUUGGUCCCAGAGAGUAAGAGUGGCGAGUCUGUGGGAGUGUCCGGGUCGGAGGUGGCCCUCUUCAUCGGCGUGGCCUCAGGAGCCGUCGUGCUGCUCAUCAUCAUCGUCACGCUGGUGGUGUUCAUGCGCCGGCGCCAUCGCAAACACUCGGCUCAGUCCACAGGCCGGCUGGCGCCGCACACCGUCCCCAAACGCGGCGACAACAACAACGGCUCGGAGCGCAGCGACGUCCUCUUCCCCCUGCGCGCCUCCGACAGCUACUACUGCCCCCACUACGAGAAAGUGAGCGGCGAUUACGGCCACCCCGUCUACAUCGUCCAGGAAAUGGAGCCCCAGAACCCCGCCAACAUCUACUACAAAGUCUGAACGUUAGAGGCACCGACAGGCUUUGAGCCUCAUCCAGGACUGAAGGACGGUCUCCUCCGAGAGGUCCCGCUUGAUCGGAGCUGUGCUCACCCGAACGAAUCAGAGAUAAAUGACUCUUGGAAUCAGGUCCAGGAAACGGAGCCGGUCCGAUUUAGCCCGCUCUCAGGCUGGCA